AUGGAGGUGUUCUUGAACGAGAUGAAGAAAAAAACAAGAGAAGGAGAAAGAAGAAGACAGUUGGCAGGAACAAGGAAAGGGAAAGACCAAAGCAACAACAGUGGUGAGGAGGAAGAUGGGAAGCAGAGAUCAGUAGCAGUGCUUUUGAGUGUUCGGUUGAACAAAAAUAACUUAGAACAGGACAUCGUCGCACGCACCAUUAACACCAUCGACCCUUCUCCUUCCUCCCACCCCCUGAUCUGCCUCCCGCUGCCAGCCACGAUGUCGUCGCCAGCCCUCGUCAAACUUGUCGACAACAUCAUCAGGGCGAUCGGUUCAUACCCAACAGGAGUUUGAUGGAUCUUGAUCAAGCCUACACCCUGUUGACCAACAUAACCAAUUUUUCUACCGGAUGCAAUUUUAGUGUUGGUCUUUUUUCCGUUCCAGUUUUUUGUUAUGAAUUUUCUUCAAAAUGUUUCAUGUUUGUGUCUUCUGUAUUGGUUUUUGCUACAAAUUUAUGCUAUUUAGAUUGGAAUUCGUCAAUGGGUAAUCUGGAUUGAUUCCUUUCCAGGAUUGUGAUUUAUUUUUGCAAAUGGGUAUUUUACCAGAUUUUGAAGAUUGAUUCCUUUCCAGGAAAUGGUCUUGAUUUUGGCUGAUGGAAAGUUGUUUUGAUCGUGAAUCAUUAGAAUCAAAUCACAUGUUUUGAAUCUUUAUUGAUGACAUUAGACAGGGAUGAAAUUUGGCUUUCACAUGGUGACAUUAGAUAGGGAUGAAAUUUGGUUGAUCAGA
Molecule: messenger RNA, 768 nt
Organism: Lactuca virosa
Lineage: Eukaryota; Viridiplantae; Streptophyta; Magnoliopsida; Asterales; Asteraceae
Source: the annotation of a GenBank genome assembly